AUGGCUAUACCAUUCGUUGCAGUUGCAGGCGCCUCUGGUAAGCUGGGCAAGCUUGUUACAAAUGCGCUGAUAAAACGAGGCGUGACCGUGAAGGCCCUCGUGCGUCCCAACACUGACGCAUCGCGUACGAACGACCUUCUCGAUGCUGGGGCGACCAUCGUUCCAGUCGACCUGUCCAAUGUGCCGGCUCUCACCCGUGAACUUACCGGGGCAAUUUGCGUGGUGUCAACAAUUCAGGGAUUGAAAGAUGUCAUCCAUGUCGCCCAGGGCACGCUCCUUGACGCCUCAGUCGCCGCCAAGGUGCCACGGUUUAUUCCUUCUGACUUCUCCCUUGACUUCACGAAGACGAAACCGGGAUCUAACCGCAACCUGGAUCUGCGCCGUGAAUUCCACGCGAAGCUGAACAAGUCGGGCAUUAGCUGGACCAGUAUCCUUAACGGCGGCUUUAUGGAUUUGAUGGCUGGUGACUCGCCAAUGAUCAACCACAAGAGCCGGACGGUUCCAUACGUCGGGAAGCCAUCUCAACUGCUUGAUUUCACCACUAUGGUGGACACCGCCGCAUACACUGCUGCUGUGGCUGUGGAUCCGAACCCUGCUCCCAACUUUCUUCGCAUUGCCAGUGUUACUGUCUCUGUGCAAGAUAUUGCCGAUGCACAGACAACCGUGGAGGGCGUAAGGUACAAGCCCUCUUGGAUGGGCACGGUGGGGACCAUGGAAUUCAUGAUCUGGACAAUGCGCCUUUUCGGGGGCGAAACAGACAUUUUCCCUGCUUGGCAAGGCAUGCAAUACAUGGUGAACAUGAUGUCUGGAGCUGGCAAACUGGAGCCACUAGAUAAUAGCCGAUAUCCCGACCUGACGUGGACCAAUUUGGAGGAUUUCUUCCGUGAGAAUAGGAAUGAGAAGUGA
Fusarium sp. VM40 is the source of this 906-nucleotide messenger RNA. The record is from the annotation of a GenBank genome assembly. NCBI's taxonomy places the organism in Eukaryota, Fungi, Ascomycota, Sordariomycetes, Hypocreales, Nectriaceae.